This is a messenger RNA of Cladocopium goreaui, 2283 nucleotides long. NCBI's taxonomy places the organism in Eukaryota, Dinophyceae, Suessiales, Symbiodiniaceae. The record is from the annotation of a GenBank genome assembly.
GACCGCGCCAAGUCCCUCUUGGGACGUUUACGAUGCCAGGACACGGGCAGCCGAGUCUUGCUGUGGCAAGUGCAGGAUCACUGGGACCCGCAAGGUUUGUCAGAUCGCCGGGCCUGUUUAGCCAUCAUCCUGGCGGAAGCCCUGCUCUUAGAUCGCGCGCUGGUCCUUCCUCGCUUCACGCUCUCAGCGCAACACAAUCGUGGCGCCGGAGCAGUAGUGUCGGAUUUGCAGAAGUACAUCUCCCUGGCCUCCAUCCCCGUGCCCCUCCUGACGCGAACCGACGACGUUUCCGACGCCGACCUCGACGAGGCUGUGGAGGUCCUUGGGGCAGCGGAUCCGCGGCGCUGGCGGCGCUGCCCCAAGCGGCUGAUGGUCAGAUGGGCUGCGGGCCGGGGCUUCUGGAAGUCCGAAGUCCAUGCUUCGGUGCUGACGUUGGCGGCGGAGUUGCAUGGCACUGGCAUGGCAUGUACUUCUGGACUCUUCGGUCCGUCCUUUCUGGUCUCUUCCGUGGCUUCUGCAGCCAUCGGACGCCUGGGCAGCUACGUGGGCCUCCACGUGCGUCGCGGCGACAAGUUGCGGAUGAUGCCGGGCCUGGAAGAAGCGACGUCUCCGGAGAAUGUCUUGAGUUUCCUGCGCAAGGUGGCACCCGAUCACUUGCGGAACGUUUAUUUAGCAACAGAUGAGGCAGACACCAGUGGCUACCACAAGGCCUUGAAUUCUGCCGGCUUCGCUUGCCACGGCCGGCAGUGGUUGCAGUCACUGGUGACACCAGAGCAGGGUGAAGACCUGGCGCGCGACAACUUCCUGUGCUUUGCGGUUGAGAUGAAUAUCGUGGACGACGCCACCUUGUGCGUGCGAAGUUUCAACGAUGCCAUGCCUUGGUUCACGCGAUGUGAGCGCGGCAGUGCCAAAGUCAGCACAGCCAGCUACCAUCUGUUGGAUCGCAGCAUGCAUGACUACAUUUUGGGCAGCAGUUCCCUGGGAACCGUGUGUUCCCCCGAACCUUGCAGUCCCAUUGACCUAUGGAGGAUGGAUGCGGAUGCCUUAUAUGAAGCCAUCAUGUCCGGUGAGCUGCCUCGCUUGCCUUGUUCGCCACUGCUAUCUGAAGCCAAUGAUUCUCCACCUACAAUCCUGGCCUUUGAGAAUCGUGGCCCUUCGCACUGUUCCUUCACCUCCCAGUGGCCCAUGCGCCUGUCGCCCGAAACGGCGGAGUUCGAGGCGGAGCUGGAGAUCCUGGGGCCCCUGGGGCCCGUGACCAGUGCGGCAGGCGUGAUGACUUGGACGACUUACUUUGGUCCACUGGCCUCCUUUGAAGAUGAAGUUGGAGGCUUGCUGCGGCGCUCCACGCUCUACGGCUUCGAAACUCUGUCGAAACGCGGCGAUCCGCACCCCGCAGCGGAGAUCCCUCGCGGCACCGGCGCGGUCUUCGUCUACGUGUCGCUGGGGCGGGUGAUGCUGGUGGAUCAGCAUGGAACGAUGGAGCUGAGAGCUGGGCAUUAUGGCGUCACCAAAGCGCCAGUAUCAUUUCAGCUGGCUGAUGCCACACGCAUGGUAGCGAUUCACUCCGAACCCUUCACACCCUUGCGCAGCUUCGGCGGCCCCAUCGAAGCCAAAGGCCGGCUGCGUUACGUGGAUGGCUGCUCAGACACCCUCCUGUUGCCACCUCCCAAGCUCGCGGACCCCUGCUUGAACCUGCUACACUUUCCACCUGGGAUCCGACAAACCGCCCACACGCAUCCCUCAGUGCGAUGUGGUUUGGUCGCCAGUGGUGAAGGCUACUGCCUGGACGGUGGCAGUCGUCAGCUCCAGCUGCAGCCGGGCACCGUGUGGGUCAUCCCCAAGGGCGUCCAGCACUCGUUCCACACGACCUGGAAGGAGUUGAAGGUCAUCGCCUACCAUCCUGAAACUGAUUGGGGUCCCAUGGAUGAGAACCAUCCAAUGCUGAACCGCACCCUGGUGGAUGGCAGCAAGAUCGACAACCGUCUGGCCGCACACAUGCGCGCGGAUGUGCUGCAAACGGAGCAGUCCUUCAUCGAGAAGUGGCAACAUCGGCAGAUGGAAGGCACUUUCGGCCUUGCCAUUGUCCAGCCCCAGAGCCAGUUGGAGGUCUUGACGGUGGAUGCUGGGCCUGGGAAAUACCUGGUGAAGUACACCAGAAACGGCUCACCCGUCCUCUCCGUGCACCCGCUAGAAAAAAAAAAUCACAGCGAGCCCUGCAGUUUGAAGUCUCAAGCCCCAUGCUGGAGGGUUGGACAUGGCUUUGGAUUUGUUUCAAUUUGCUAG